GUAUCGAAAAACUUGCAUAAUACCGCAGCGGUUUUGUUUUAGAUUGUUUUGGUUCAGUUUUAUUACACGGCACCUGUCAUUUUAUUUUGUUAUCCCUAUUAGACAUUUGUUGUCUUACUUCUCAGAUCAGUCAAUUCCAAUUGGCAUAAUCCAUAAACAUUGAACUUCACCAAUGAUCCGUCCGGCUAUUGCCCUCAAACGAUUCCAAUUUUACCUGUUUACUUUGGAAGCCGCGUGAGUGCUAUAAAACCUUUGGCAUUUUGAAUUUACUCUACAAACAAGGAAGUCCUAUUUGACAGCUAGAUGACCGAUGGCAGUGUUUUAUUAUCUUUAAAAUGGCAACACCGGACGCUGGAGGUGGUGCCGCGCGGGCUACAAACGCGUCUAUUCCCGAUCGGCCCCGCCCCGAGGUUAUUUAAAUAUACCGUGACGUAUUAACGUCAGAACUACACCAUUAAUACAUUUCCACCAUCUGUCAAGAACAGAAGCACCUCUGUAUUGACAAACGCGAUGCUAAAAAUAGGGAAAAUGGUUUUGUUAUUAAACUAAUCUAGAAGGCGCGAAUAAUAUGCUACUAGUGCUGCUAUUUCUUGAUCACGUUAUGGAAAUAUAGUGUUUGCUGAAAAUGUCCUGUGACGAAAUAGUAUCGCAUAUGACAAAUAUCAUUAGCACAGCUUUAAGAAAGGGUGGAAGAGUUUUAAGUUAUCCUCGACGACUGUGCAAUUUCAUAGUGCACGAGCGAUGCGUGGGGCAUGUGGUAACGCCGUGCUGCGGGGUGGCGCCGAGCCUCAUCAAGAACCCAGUGGCUCACUGUUGGUCAGAGCCGACUCACCACAAAAGAAAGUUCUGCACCGUGUGUCGAAAGCGGCUUGAUGAACUGCCAGCUUUGCAUUGUAUGAUAUGCGAGUACUUCGUUCACGGAGAAUGCGUGGACUUCGCGGCAGCGGACUGCAAAGAAAACGCAACAUACUGUGCCGGCAGCGAGCCCCGGCACGUGCACCACUGGCGCGAGGGCAACCUUCCUGCCAACUCCAAGUGCACGGCCUGCCGCCGAGCCUGCUGGUCCACAGAAUGCCUCACCGGCUACCGCUGCGAGUGGUGUGGCAGCACGUGUCACGCUGGCUGCCGAGCACUUAUACCAGAAGAAUGCAACUUCGGCGCAUUGCAGCCGAUCUUCCUGCCUCCGUCUGCAGUGUCAAUUCCCCGGACGGAGGUACCUAUGGAGGCCAUCAUCGGCGUGCACGUGCGCCCGCCUCCAUCACAGCGAGACUUUGGAUGCCCGCGGCGACGCGGAGGCUGGGCGCCGACGCGGCUCGUGACGCUGGCGCGUCGCUUGCUGCCGGCCGCCUGCAGUCCGCACGGAGGCGCUUCGCCCCCGUACUCAAGAGCUCGAAGCGUAAGCGAGGAGUUCAGCUCCGGGUGCGAGGGCCGUUCGGGCUCCGGCGGCGGCUCCACCGGCGCUCCCGCCGAUCAGGACCACCGCCCUGACCAUAAACAACAUCGUGACCGGACUCCGGAUGAUAGAGAUGAAGAAGUCGUAAAAGUGUAUGACGGAGAAGCGGCAUGGUCGCGUCGACUGUAUCGGCCUGUAGUCGUGGGGCGGAACUUCAGUGAACGAGAGCUGGUCGCAGCUGCGUUGCGUGCCUUCCACGUAGCUCGCGAGCCCGAGCAAUUCGAGCUGACUGACGCGCUUGCUGGAGACGAGCCUCCUUUGCGCGACCCUACGCCUCUCGCUCGCGUGACUCGUCUGCCCAAUAAGAGACCUGCACUAUUUCUGCGUUUCAAUGAGGGUCGUUGCACCAGGGAGCCGGAGACGGGUGGUGGCGAGGUGCGCGUGUACCCGGGCCGAGUGGCCGGCGCUGGCGAUGCAUUCGUGACGGUGACGUGCGCCGGCGAGCACACCGUGGCCGACCUCAUGGCGUCCGCACUCGAGCGCUUCGGACUCGACCCUGCGCACGCCACGCUCGACUACCGCUGCUCCGAGAUCCUACUUGAUCGCGGGGUGUCGGAGCGCGUGCUGGAGGAGGACGAGCGUCCGUGGCGCAUCCUAGUGCGGCUGGCGCGCGAGUCUGUGCGGCGUAUGGAGCUGGCUCGGUUCUACCUGCAGCCGCGGCGCGACCCCCACGGGCCUACGCUGGCGCUUUUCGUGGCGUCACUGCCGCCUGGCUUGUCCGAGAGGAACUAUGAGAACAUCCUGGUCGAGUUCCUCGGUGCCGAGAACAAGUUCACAUCAAUCGGCCCAAUCUAUUAUGAAUAUGGAUCAAUGGUAAUCACAUACGAGGACGCCAGCAAGGCAGUGCGCGCCCUCUACGCGCUCCGAGAGGCCAAAUAUGAAGAUAAGCAUUUAUUAGUGAUGCUGUUACCCAGCAUCGAACCGUCGAUGGUGCCAUCCGGCGUAAAGCCGUUGCUGGUGUUCGUGAAUGUCAAGUCUGGCGGUUGUCAGGGACUUGAACUUAUUUCUUCUUUCCGUAAACUCCUCAACCCUUAUCAAGUCUUCGAUCUGGAGAAUGGAGGACCAUUACCGGGAUUGUACGUGUUUCGCCAUAUUCCGAACUACAAAAUUCUUGUAUGUGGCGGUGACGGUACCAUCGGUUGGGUGCUGCAAUGCCUCGACAACGUGGGACAAGACUCACAGUGUUCAAACCCACCAUGCGCGAUAGUGCCUCUUGGAACCGGUAACGACCUAGCCCGCGUGCUACGCUGGGGCUCGGGUUACACGGGCUGCGAGGACCCGCUGUCGCUGCUGCGUGAUGUCAUCGAUGCGGAAGAGAUCCGCCUCGACCGUUGGACCGUGGUCUUCCAUCCCGAGGACAAGCAGGACGAACCCAAGGAACUGUCUAAGCAACUACCGGGUUCCCAGAGCGAAGAUAAUUCUCAAAUUCUCGUUAUGAACAACUACUUCGGGAUCGGCAUCGAUGCUGACCUCUGCCUCGACUUCCACAAUGCUCGUGAAGAAAAUCCUAACAAAUUCAACAGCAGGUUGCGCAACAAGGGCGUCUACGUUAAAAUGGGCCUACGUAAGAUGGUAGGACGCAAAAUGUGCAAGGACUUGCAUAAGGCAGUUAAGCUCGAGGUGGACGGGAAGCCUGUCGACUUGCCUGCCGUCGAGGGCAUCAUCAUAUUGAAUAUUCUUAGCUGGGGGUCAGGCGCCAAUCCAUGGGGUCCGGAGAAAGAUGAUCAGUUCAACAAGCCUAACCACUGGGACGGUAUGUUGGAGGUGGUGGGUGUGACCGGUGUUGUUCAUCUCGGGCAGAUCCAGUCCGGCCUGCGCGGUGCCAUGCGGAUAGCACAGGGUGGUCACAUAAAGAUCAACCUGCGGAGCGAGAUCCCGGUGCAAGUGGAUGGAGAGCCGUGGGUGGCGGCACCCAGCGAGGUGGUCGUGCUCAAAUCCGCGCUCAAGGCCACCAUGCUGAAGAAACGCGGUAAAGUACGGCGACGCAGCACGGAACCGGUGCUGGCGCCCCCCGCGCCGCCCGCGCCUCCCGCGCCGCCGCCCCCCCGCGCCCCGCCCGACUCCUGAAUCUGGCUCAGCGAGCGCCUCAUCUGACGCCUCGGGCUCAGGGCCUGUCACCGGGCGCUCGCCGGGAAGAGAUUCCCACCAGUAGUUGUAGAAUGUUCUAUAAUGUACUAUCGUGAAUAUGUAAAUAAAUUAUUAACAAAGAAAUAAUAUAUAACUAUAAUUGAAAAAAAAAAUAAAUUUAUAGCCAUUAGAAGUUGUUUCAUUUACAUAUAGACUCGUAUGUUUUGAGAAUGUGUAAAAACAAAAAUUUAAAUAUGUAAUAGUGUAUUUUAUUGAAUGUCUGUGUUCCGAAAUGUGUUUGUAAUUCUAUCAUUUUCGAUUUGUCACAAAAUUACAUUGACUUUAGAAAUUAACCUAUAAAUGAAUAUAGUAUGUAAUAAUGCAUAUAUGUUUGAAACUUUUUUGUUGUUAUAAAUAGUAAAACACAUUUGUUUC
This is a messenger RNA of Nymphalis io (European peacock), 3955 nucleotides long. RefSeq names its product diacylglycerol kinase theta. The record is from RefSeq and is a predicted model, not a curated record. Gene Ontology annotation, biological process: diacylglycerol metabolic process; intracellular signal transduction; lipid phosphorylation. Gene Ontology annotation, molecular function: ATP-dependent diacylglycerol kinase activity; nucleic acid binding. Lineage: Eukaryota; Metazoa; Arthropoda; Insecta; Lepidoptera; Nymphalidae. The transcript is spliced from 19 exons. Bases 626 to 3520 code for a protein of 964 amino acids.